AUGAGACCUGACAUCUUGAAACUCAUCUCUGACAGGCUCCAUCACUGCUUCGAUUACAUCAAUUUCCGUAUGGUUUGCACCCCCUGGCGGUCCGCAGUCCCGCCGAAAAAAUUCCCUCCGCUUCUCAUCCUUCCGCCCGAGCCCGACAUCGGCGACCUCCGCUUCUUCGACCCCGCCGAUGGCGUCGUCCACUCCCUCCUCCUGCCGGAAGAAGCCCGGAACAAGAUCUUCUGCGGAACGUCCCGCGGCUGGCUCGCCCUCAUGGACGAGGCCAACCAGUCCACGUUCCUCGUCAACCCCUUCACCCCGGACCGAUACCUUCUCCCUCUCACCCCCCAGCGCGUCUACUUCGCCUCCCACCCCAGGGGGGCAGGCAGCGGUCACUGGAUCUCUCAGCGUGAGUGCAUCAGCGAGAUCGUCAUGUCCGCGUCUCCAAACGCGGGGGCCGAGUGCAUAGUGAUGGCCCGGCUUCGAUCGUGCCUUCAGUUAGUCUUCUGCCGGCUCGGCGAUGCCGUCUGGACUGACGUCGACACCCACUAUGAAGUCGACGGCGUCGCAUUCUGUGAUGGCAGCUUCUAUGCCCUGAAUCGCUAUGGAAGGAUCUUGAUCCUCGAGUUGGGCCCUGAUGGAAGCGUGAUUUUUCCCCAAAAAAAAAAAAAGGAAGCGUGA
Phoenix dactylifera (date palm) is the source of this 669-nucleotide messenger RNA. NCBI's taxonomy places the organism in Eukaryota, Viridiplantae, Streptophyta, Magnoliopsida, Arecales, Arecaceae. The record is from RefSeq and is a predicted model, not a curated record.